Wyeomyia smithii (pitcher-plant mosquito) is the source of this 1986-nucleotide messenger RNA. RefSeq lists its product as uncharacterized. The transcript has a single exon. The coding region runs from base 1 to 1986 and encodes 661 amino acids. NCBI's taxonomy places the organism in Eukaryota, Metazoa, Arthropoda, Insecta, Diptera, Culicidae. The record is from RefSeq and is a predicted model, not a curated record.
AUGUCUACUAAUCACGAAACCAAUAGUGAUCAAGGAGAAAUUUCUAACCAAGCAAUUAUGAACAAGCUUCUGUUACUUCUGGACCGGCUUACAGCUACAGAAACGGUUCCACGUGAUCAGCCACCAAGGAAUUAUCCGGAGCAGAUCAUCGAGUCGCUUUCGGCGACAAUCAAGGAGUUUCAUCAUGACCCAGCCGCGAGUAUGACGUUCGAUCGAUGGUUUUCGAAGUAUGAAGAUUUGUUCAAUGCCGACGGGAGAGAACUGGAUGACGCAGCAAAAAUUCGCCUGCUCUUGCGAAAUCUCAGCGUUCCAGUUCACGAAAAGUUUUUGAACUAUCUCCUGCCACGACACCCACGGGAUUUCCUUUUUCAAGAAGUGGUCACAAAGCUGAAAUCCGUUUUUGGACACCACAAGUCUCAAUUCAGCCAACGGUACGACUGUCUCCGCAUUGUGAAGAACAAAGCAGACGAUUAUCUGACCUACGCUGGUAUUGUCAAUCGCCAGUGCGAGGACUUCGAGCUAAACAAGCUAACUAUCGACCAGUUCAAGGGGCUCAUUUUCGUUUGUGGACUUCAAUCAUCCAGAGAUGCAGACGUUCGGACCAGAUUAUUGUCAAAAUUGGAAGCAAACACAGCGACAACGGUUAAUCUCGAGAGUUUAGUCACCGAAUGCCAGCGCCUGUCGAAUCUUAAACACGACACGGCACUGGUGGAGAAGAAUCAAUCAUCUUCAUCGGUCCAGGCAGUUCGGAACCCAAAGCAACAGAAGCAUCCUGGUUCUCAACAAUCAAGCGAGAAGACAUCUCCUCGAACACCGUGUUGGCAAUGUGGUGCCAUGCACUUUGUCAAGGAUUGCCCAUUCACAAGUCAUCUCUGUAAGCAGUGUAACAAGACCGGACACAAGGAAGGCUAUUGUGGAUGUUUCGGCAAGCAAACGAAGCCAGAAUCCGCACCCGGAUCAACAAGGUUCAACAGGCAAAAGAAGAGAAAAGGAAAGCAUCAAUCUCAAUCCAACUACAUCUUUUUAAUCAACGCAGUAGGAGCACCUAGCCGGAAAUACGUCACUGUGCUCAUCAACGACAAACCGGCGAAUCUACAGCUGGAUUGUGGAUCAGACAUCACUAUCGUCUCGGUUCAAACGUGGAAAAAGCUUGGCUCACCAUCUAUCAACAACACCUUCCAUCGCGCGAACACUGCUUCGGAUGCUGCACUACCGUUGAAAGGAGAAUUUCAAUGCAGCAUGGUUAUCAACGGUGAAUCCAAAAAUGGUACUUGUCAUGUCACUACAGUAAAGGACUUGAACCUACUCGGACUAGACUUCAUCGAAGCAUUCAACCUGUGGAACAAGCCACUCGCCUUCGUUUGUAAUCGAGUUAAUCAAUCUAAUUUCAAUCUCGAUUGUGGAAACCGAUACCUAAGGCGAUACCCCGAAGUUUUCAAAGACACACUGGGGCACUGUACUAAAACAAAGAUCAAAUUGUUUCUGAAAACAGAUGCGAAACCGGUUUUCCGUCCCAAGCGACCAGUACCGUUCCACAUUGUUCAGAAGGUUGACGAGGAGUUGAACCGUCUACAGCAACUCGAUAUAAUCACUCCAGUGGAUUUUUCCGAGUGGGCAGCACCGAUCGUCGUAGUAAAGAAGCCAGGUGGGAAGGUGCGAAUUUGCGCUGACUAUUCGACCGGACUCAACGCUAUUCUGGAACCCCACCACUAUCCUCUUCCGACACCCGACGACAUCUUCAGCAAACUUGCAGGCAGCAAGAUUUUCAGUGUUAUCGAUCUAUCCGACGCUUAUUUGCAAGUUGAAGUUGACGAUGGUUCCAAAAAGCUCCUGACUAUCAACACGCAUCGAGGCCUGUUCCAGUUCAAUCGGUUGGCUCCAGGAGUAAAAUCAGCACCCGGUGCAUUUCAACAACUGAUGAGCAGUGUAAUCGCUGGUAUUGAAGGAGUAGAGUCUUUUCGGACGACUUCAUUAUCCACACAGUAA